Sitophilus oryzae (rice weevil) is the source of this 755-nucleotide messenger RNA. RefSeq names its product coiled-coil domain-containing protein 141-like. NCBI's taxonomy places the organism in Eukaryota, Metazoa, Arthropoda, Insecta, Coleoptera, Curculionidae. The coding region runs from base 297 to 755 and encodes 152 amino acids. The record is from RefSeq and is a predicted model, not a curated record. The transcript is spliced from 5 exons.
GGCGAGCGCGAGCGUAGCCCCCAGAUACCGGCAGACAGCAGCAGCAGCAAUUCGUCGCGACCGAACGCUCUGCUGGUGUCUCUCGCUGCCGCUGCGGUGUCUAUCGCGCGCGAAUUUGUAAAAAUACGCCACUGCGAUCGAAAAAACGAGAAAAAACAACGACAACGUAACACCGGACAGUCCAGACACCGACACAGCAUCGAAAACGAUCAAAACCUUACGAAAAAAUCGGAUAAGACGCGUUGAAGUGCACUAUAAUUGUCAGUGAUUAGUUUUUGGUGUGUCACUGUUACAUAAUGGAUACCCAGGUGCAUAACGGAGAUGAGAAUGCAGCAUCCACGUCUUCUGCUAUGUCUAAGACUACUACCAUCAGUACAAUUGCCGUUCAGAGUGGAAAAACUAGGAUUGUUAUUGCUUUACUCCAUGUUGGAGACUGGAUUCACUUGAAAAUAUUAGAAAUCACACCAGAACUCACCAUUUUAGGAAACACAUUAGCAGAAGCACUGGAACUUCAAAGAGCACACAAUGAAGUUCUACGACAGUUACAAAAUAAACAAAGUCCGGUGGAAGAGUUACUAAGACAAGCUGAUCAGCUGAUAGCCACUCAGAGACCCAGAGCUGAAGUUGGAGACUGGAUUCACUUGAAAAUAUUAGAAAUCACACCAGAACUCACCAUUUUAGGAAACACAUUAGCAGAAGCACUGGAACUUCAAAGAGCACACAAUGAAGUUCUACGACAGUUACAAUUUGAUUGA